AUGCUCAAUGGCAACGCGGACAAUGGCCUGACUGUGGAUCGAUACUCGCUUAUUCCUCUAUACAACCGGCAAGAUCUCAAUGAAAAGUGUAUCAAGCUCUUAAACCAGGAAUGGCCUCGCAGUGAUGGUGCACGUGAACACUCUCAAGCAAAGUCAUGUCGCCUAACUCCUCCCAUGUCGUUCCUUUUGAUAGAGAACAGUACGGAUCAACUGAUUGGUCAUGCAAGGAUAUGCCUUCUUCCGAACAGGCCCACCGCUUGCUGGAUCGAGUCAGUGAUUGUGGAAAAGGAGUGCCGAGGACUUGGUAUUGGGAAGCUGUUGAUGGCAUACGUUGAGGACGCAGCUAAGGGAUUUGGGUUUGAUGAGGCCUUUCUCAGCACCGAUGACCAAGUAAUCUUCUACGAAAGAUGCGGAUAUGAGAAAUGCGAUCCGAUUCUUCACUCUACUACAGCCACAUCCGUCUUUCCCGUACCGAAGCUAGCGUCGUGCGAUACCGAAGCGUCAUUACUAUCGAAAUCACCUUCAUCACAGCCAGCAACAACCACACAAGCGGCUCAAGCUCCGCCCAUUUCAUUGGCAGCCCCUCCCAAUCCAGUGCCGCCUCCACCCCCUGGCCCACCUAAAAAGGUGCCAGCUGCCCCAAUAUCAACUGAAGAUCACCAGUACAUGCGGAAAAAAUUCAUGUGA
Molecule: messenger RNA, 687 nt
Organism: Haemonchus placei
Lineage: Eukaryota; Metazoa; Nematoda; Chromadorea; Rhabditida; Trichostrongylidae
Source: the annotation of a GenBank genome assembly